Messenger RNA from Helianthus annuus (common sunflower), 621 nucleotides. Its product is annotated as miraculin-like. Bases 1 to 621 code for a protein of 206 amino acids. The record is from RefSeq and is a predicted model, not a curated record. The transcript has a single exon. NCBI's taxonomy places the organism in Eukaryota, Viridiplantae, Streptophyta, Magnoliopsida, Asterales, Asteraceae. Gene Ontology annotation, molecular function: endopeptidase inhibitor activity.
AUGAAAAUAAUCAUCAUAUUCUCAGUACUUGCAUUUAUCAUCUUAGCAGCCAGUUCAGCUCCUGCUCCCGUGGUGCUCGAUUUCUAUGGACAAAGCCUCCGCGCAAGGGCCAAAUACUACAUUAAACCAGCAGAUGAUGACUAUUUUGUUGGCGGAUUCGGUCUGGUGGGGGUCCUAAACAAGUCUUGUCCAGCUGUAGUUGGACAAAUGACAGAUAAUAUGGGCCUCUGGUUAACUUUCCAUCCGGUCGACCCCAAGGAACGCGUGAUCCGUCUUUCCACAGAUGUUAACAUUAAGUUUUCAGGUUCCAACAGCUGUCAUGAGUCCAAUGUAUGGCAGUUGAAAUAUCAUAAAGCUCUGGAAGAGUAUGUUGUGAUGGUGGGAGGUGUUGAAGGAAACCCGGGGCCAAAAACGGUGAAUAACUGGUUUAAGAUCGAACAAGGUAACUACUAUGGCAGUUAUAGGCUUGUUUUCUGCCCGAGCGUCUGCAGUGACUGUAAGGUUAUUUGCGGGGACAUUACUACCGAUACGUAUGUCGAUAAUGAAAAAGAUAUAGGGCCACCUUUGAGAAUCUCUAAUAGUACUAAUCAGUGGCAUUUCUCUUUCUACUUCAAAUAUUAA